This is a messenger RNA of Arabidopsis thaliana (thale cress), 3866 nucleotides long. RefSeq names its product Phosphoinositide phosphatase family protein. Gene Ontology annotation, biological process: phosphatidylinositol-3-phosphate biosynthetic process; phosphatidylinositol dephosphorylation. The record is from RefSeq and is marked reviewed. Gene Ontology annotation, cellular component: vacuolar membrane. NCBI's taxonomy places the organism in Eukaryota, Viridiplantae, Streptophyta, Magnoliopsida, Brassicales, Brassicaceae. Gene Ontology annotation, molecular function: phosphatidylinositol-3,5-bisphosphate 5-phosphatase activity; phosphatase activity. The transcript is spliced from 15 exons. Bases 1607 to 3508 code for a protein of 633 amino acids.
UAAAAUUAGAGAUUUAGGUGAUAUUUAAACGAGCGCCUAAAGUUAAAAACUUUUAAACCCAGAAAUCACCAAAAAAAAAAAAAGUACAUUUCCUUUUUUUUUGUUCUUAAAUUUUUCUGUGGUUCCGGUCACCGCAGCUCUGUCAUCAUCUUCUUCUUCUUCAUUUACCAAUCUGAAAUCUACUCAGAUUCUUUGUGAUUUUCUCCUUAAAAUCUCGAUCUGUAUCGUACAGUGACUUGUGAAAUUAGGAUCGUUGUGUCUGUGUUUUCUGGUUACAGUUUGUAAAAUUUGAAUAUUUGUGUGUGAAGUCAGAUUCAGUUUCGUGAGCUGUUCGGAUUUGGUUUGGGGGUAUAUAUAUAGCGUUGUGUGAUCUAUUUGGGGGGUUUUGGUUUCCCUUUUUUUCUCUCUUGUGAAUUCGUUUAUUGUUGUAUCGUCGGCCCGAGUUUAUCGGAACUCCGGGUCUGACGUGAGUUUUCCAAAUGGCGGCGUCAGAGAGAUCGAUUGACAAAGAAGUCGACAUGGGUUCUUCCUUUCUUCAAAAAUUCAGGCUUUACGAGACCCGCUCGAGCUUCUAUAUGAUUGGAAGAGAUAAAAAUCGAACGUCUUGGAGGGUCCUGAAGUUAGAUAGGACAGAGCCAGCAGAGGUCAAUAUCUACGAAGAUUCAACGGCUUACACAGAAGCUGAAUGCUUUGAAACUUUGAGAAGGAUACACGAGGGAAACAGAUCAUCUGGUGGUUUGAAAUUUGUCACCACCUGCUACGGGAUCAUCGGAUUCAUAAGGUUCUUGGGACCUUAUUACAUGCUGAUAAUCACUAAAAGAAAGAAGCUUGGUGAAAUUUGUGGGCACACUGUUUAUGGUGUUGCGAAGAGCAAGAUCAUCACGAUUCCACAUGCCUCUGUGCUAUCCAAUGUGGCUUAUUCUAAGGACGAGAAAAGGUUUUCUUAUGUUACUUCUGCUUGUAAAAUGGAAAACCUGUACCUUGCUACCUUUAUCCUUACAUUACUUUUCGAAAUUAUAAAGCUUUAUCACUUGUAUUUAGAUUUUAAGACCAUUCUGCUAUCUUUUUUUUUCUCUCUAUUGUGACCCUCUUUGAUCUGCACAAUAAUAGUGUCACAGGUUUCUAUUAGACAAGUUAACAGUUGUUGAGGUAACUGUGAUUGAAUUCGUUACAUGUUCCUCUUUACUUUGUCUAUCGCUGUUGGAGAUAAUCCAGCAGCUUAGAGUUUCAAAUCUUAUUUAGUCUGUAGUGGGACAAUUUUUUGUUGCGCAUUUUUGCUUUUUACUAUUUCUAGGUAUUCUUCUCCUCUGUUUGUACAGUGGACACACUUCUAUUUGUUGUAUUUAUCUUGAUAUGUUAUAUGACAGAGGUACUAUCAAGAAAGGGAGAGCUCAUUUUUAUUCUCUCCUACUGUCAUUUAAUCUGUUAUAUUGUGAACUUUGUAUUAUCUUGUUAACUUCCUUCUUUUUCAGAUACUGAUCCAGGUUCUAAAUCAUGUUUGGUUUUUGUUUUCUUCUGUCUUCCAUGGAAAUUUUGUAGGUACAAGAGGCUGCUCUGCACUGUUGAUCUCACAAAGGACUUCUUCUUCAGCUAUUCCUAUCACAUCAUGCAUACACUUCAGAGGAAUCUGUCUAACAAUGUGGAAGGACACACUUACUACGAAUCGAUGUUUGUCUGGAACGAAUACUUAACUCGAAGGAUUCGGAAUAACGUGAAGGACUGUAUGUGGACAGUUGCCUUGGUAUAUGGAUUUUUCAAACAGGUCAAACUAUCAGUUUCUGAGAAGAACUUUAGAUUGACUCUAAUUUCUCGCAGAUCUCGGCAUUAUGCUGGUACAAGAUAUCUGAAACGUGGUGUAAACGAGAAAGGCAGGGUAGCUAAUGAUGUUGAGACAGAGCAGAUUGUUUUCGAGGAAGCUCAAGAUGGUAAUCCCGGCCGAAUAAGUUCUGUAGUUCAGAAUCGGGGUUCAAUUCCUUUGUUCUGGUCUCAGGAGACCUCACGCUUGAAUAUCAAACCUGAUAUAAUAUUGUCACCGAAAGACCCCAACUUUGAGGCAACCAGACUGCAUUUUGAAAAUCUUGGAAGGAGAUAUGGGAAUCCAAUCAUCAUACUGAACUUGAUAAAGACGCGUGAAAAGAGGCCUCGGGAGACUAUUCUGCGUGCAGAGUUUGCAAAUGCAAUUAGAUUUAUUAAUAAAGGGUUAAGCAAAGAGGAUCGUCUAAGGCCUCUUCACUGGGACUUGCAUAAACACUCCAGAAAAAAAGGCACAAACGUGUUGGCAAUUCUCGGCAGGUUGGCUACUUAUGCUCUGAACUUGACCAGCAUCUUCUACUGUCAAUUAACUCCAGAUCUUAGAGGAGAAGGAUUUCAGAACCAGAAUCCAUCCACCUUGGAGAACGACGAUGGUGAAUGUUCUACUUAUGAUCCACCCAGUAAAGAUGAAACUGCACCAAAUUUGGUGGUGGAAAACGGUAAUGAUAGUAAGGAUGCUAAGGAAGAUCAGCAAAAGGAAGUUACCAUGCUGCAGAAAGGAGUCCUGAGGACCAAUUGCAUAGACUGUUUAGAUCGCACCAAUGUUGCUCAAUAUGCCUAUGGGUUGGUAGCAUUUGGGCGUCAACUCCAUGCUUUGGGAUUGACAGAGUCUACUAAUAUUGAUCUAGACAAUCCCCUCGCUGAAGAUUUGAUGGGAAUUUAUGAGACGAUGGGAGAUACACUUGCACUUCAGUAUGGAGGAUCCGCGGCACACAACAAGAUAUUUUGUGAAAGGCGUGGUCAAUGGAGAGCAGCGACUCAAUCACAGGAAUUCUUCAGAACUUUACAACGUUACUACAGUAACGCCUAUAUGGAUGCCGAAAAGCAAGAUGCAAUUAACGUGUUCUUGGGAUACUUUCAGCCACAAUCAGAUAAGCCAGCGCUAUGGGAAUUGGGUUCUGAUCAGCAUUACAACGCAGCAAGAUUUCUUGCCAAUUCUGUACCAGAGACUUCAAGAUCGACGAUGAAACGAUCUCUAUCAGAAAGUAGCAUCAUUAGCGAGAGCAGUCCAGCCGCAUUGGGACCAGUAGGUAGACAUGGUUUAGCUGAAAAAGAUGAAGAAGUUAAAGGUCUUUCAGAUUCAGCACCGGAGAUCUCAACGUCUGAAACUGCCAAGAUUGCUGCUAGUUUGAGUGCUCCACCACCGAUAUUAGAGGAAUUAGGUUUAGAUGAUAUUCUUGAAAACGAUUGCUUCUGCUGUGAUGGGAAUGGUGAGCAAUGUACAUGUGCAGCUUUUGAUAUGGAUUGGGUAUCUUCUUCAGGAAACUCUUGUGAAGAUGAGAGUUGCGGAAGAGCCACAGUGGUUAGAUCCUUUGAAACCAUCCCUGAAAGUAGAAAAAUAGAGUCAGAAAUUUGUGUUGUUGAAACAGUUGGUUCCAACAGUAGAAAGGGAAAUAAAGAAGAAGAAGAAGCCAUUUCCGGGAUUCCUGAAGGUUAUGUGAGGUGGGUGAUGGAUGAAGACGGUCAUUUCUGGUGAUGAGAGAACAAAGCUUUUCAACAACACCUACAAGCCAUAUGAAACAAAACCAAAAAAAGCAAAACAAAAACAAGAAAGAGCAUACUCUUUAGUCUUUAGUGGGUGACAAAGAAAGAAGAAAAACUGAAAAAGAAUUACUAAUCGCCGCUAAUUUAUGGUUAAUAGAAUUGGAAGAAAAAGGGUGAAAAGGUGAGAAAGAAAGAGAGGAUCACAACAAAUUUGUAAAUAAUUUAUAAAAAAAGACAUGGAGAUUGAACAUGACUUACAUCUUGUUCCAUUUUUCUUUUUGACAUAUUACUUUAAUUUUCUGGAGAACUAUGAUCGAUUGCAAUAAAACAGAGUGAGUACCUUCAUACAA